AUGAAAAGCAUUCACUCUUUGGCUGGAUUCCUGCUCCUCAUCAUGAUUCAAAGCAGCUGGCAGGUGCCUGACCAGGACUCAGACCGAAACCAAAUGCUAUUGGCUGAAAACUCCAUGCUGGCCGAACCCAUUGAGCUCCCAAACAUCAAGAGGCAUUCGGAGGGAACAUUUUCCAACGACUACAGUAAAUAUCUGGAGACAAGAAGAGCACAAGACUUUGUCCAGUGGCUAAAGAACUCAAAAAGGAAUGGCGUAUUUAGACGCCAUGCAGACGGCACCUACACCAGUGACGUGAGCUCCUACCUGCAGGACCAGGCGGCCAAGGAGUUUGUGUCCUGGCUGAAGACCGGCCGAGGCAGAAGAGAGUAA
Notothenia coriiceps (black rockcod) is the source of this 369-nucleotide messenger RNA. Its product is annotated as glucagon-2. NCBI's taxonomy places the organism in Eukaryota, Metazoa, Chordata, Actinopteri, Perciformes, Nototheniidae. Gene Ontology annotation, molecular function: glucagon receptor binding; hormone activity. Bases 1 to 369 code for a protein of 122 amino acids. The transcript has 3 exons. The record is from RefSeq and is a predicted model, not a curated record. Gene Ontology annotation, cellular component: extracellular region. Gene Ontology annotation, biological process: response to starvation.